Molecule: messenger RNA, 1754 nt
Organism: Octopus sinensis (East Asian common octopus)
Lineage: Eukaryota; Metazoa; Mollusca; Cephalopoda; Octopoda; Octopodidae
Product: POU domain, class 4, transcription factor 3-like
Exons: 3
Coding region: 1-1635 (544 amino acids)
Biological process (GO): regulation of transcription by RNA polymerase II
Molecular function (GO): DNA-binding transcription factor activity, RNA polymerase II-specific; RNA polymerase II cis-regulatory region sequence-specific DNA binding
Source: RefSeq, a predicted model, not a curated record
AUGGUUUCAAAUAUGAAGGUAAAGUCUAUUUCAUCUCGUGAUGCUCUUCGCUCAAUUAUCGCCAGUGAAGUUCAGAAUUUAAACAUCUGUACAUUGUCACAAAUACUUCCGUCUGCAAAGCUUAAUAGGAAUAUUAAACGUUGGAGGCAAACUGAUUCCAGCCAUUCUGCCACCCCACUUACAAAUGUUGAGUUUCCCAUUCCAAGUGAAUACUCCUACCUUGACAAUGAUGAAACAUUUUUACAGUAUGACAGCGAGAUGAAAGAUUCAAAACAAAUACUAAUAUUGGCAAGUGACGAAGCACUUUGGCAGUUAAAACAGCACAAGAACUGGGCGGCAGAUGGAACAUUUAAGUGCUGCUCUAAUAUAAUUUUUCACAUAACUCGUCCCCAUCUGAUUGGAGAUGCAUAUUUCUGCACAACGCCAGCCACUUUCCCCAUCUUCCUCUCCGUAUUCUUUAGUUCCCUAUUCACCCAUUCAUUUCCGAAUCCAAAUCUUGUCUGUGAUGCAGUCUUCAAAUUCACUGUUUCUACGACGAUUCACACAUUUAAUCUAGCUUUUAAAAUCUUCAUUCAGCAAAAAUGUUCUGACGACAAUGGCAGUUACGAUGGUGAGGAUGAGGAUGAUGAUGAUGAUGAUGACAACGAACUGAAUGACAAUGUUGCUCAAUGUGGUUCCCGGCUGCUGUUGCUGCUGAUGACAAUCACGUUGGAUAAUUUGGACAUAAUUAUUGCCAGCAACAUAUUUGGAGGUUUUGACGAUGGAGGGCUCCUUGCUCGUGCAGAAGCACUGGCCGCCGUAGACAUCACGAAAACCACAUCACCGCAAAUAAUGAAACAUGACAGUAUAUACGGACAUUCGGACUUUGCUGGACACACACCGAAUACUUCGCGGAGUCAAAUGUCUUCGGCACUUCACAGUUUUGGUCCAAAUACGGACACGAUGCUGGACCAACUCACAACCAACGCCGGCGGCAUGCCGUUCGGUAGUAUGCCGGAACACCACCCAAGCGCCAGUUCUCAUGGCCAUCACAAUCAUCAGAUGUACACUCCGAUGUAUAGUACUCAUCAAAAUACCAUGAAUACCCACCACACCAUAACGGCUCAUCACCCAGGAGUGCAUCAUUCGAGCAUGAGAAAUUCCGACUGCGACCCACGAGAAUUAGAAGCGUUCGCCGAGCGCUUCAAACAACGUCGAAUCAAACUCGGAGUGACUCAAGCAGAUGUAGGCAGUGCCCUGGCUAACCUGAAACUUCCAGGCGUAGGUUCACUCAGUCAGAGUACUAUCUGCCGUUUCGAAUCGUUGACGUUGAGUCACAACAAUAUGAUUGCAUUAAAACCUGUAUUACAGGCGUGGCUAGAAGAAGCAGAGAAACAGGCAAGAGAGAAGAAAGUUGAAGGAGAGACUGGGGUGAUGCCUAUUCACGGCGAAAAGAAAAGGAAAAGAACGUCUAUAGCAGCUCCGGAGAAGCGAUCGCUUGAAGCCUACUUUGCCGUACAACCAAGACCUUCGGGGGAAAAAAUCGCCCAAAUCGCAGAAAAGUUGGACUUGAAAAAAAAUGUAGUUCGAGUUUGGUUUUGUAACCAAAGACAAAAGCAGAAAAGAAUGAAAUUUUCUGCAGCUGCGUCACACUGAAAAUUGCAUAUAUUUAUUUAUAACGCACUAUGACAUUUGCACUUACUAAAAAAUAUAUAUACAUACACAGGUAUGUUAUACAUGUAUUAUAUAUAUAUAUAUCAAAUAUGAUGAGUACC